GUUUUAAGUUUGAAAGUUUGAACAAACAAAAACGCCGAAACUGAGCGAGGCGUCAAAGCGGGUGUUUGGGAAAACAAGAAACUGCCACGUGGAAGCAAAGCACUCGUAAAGAAAGAUUGAAAUCCAAUCCCAUGCAACACACAAGGUAACCGUAGCUUGAAGGUUCAGCUCAAGAAAAAACAAAUUAAAAUUAUUUCGUUGAUUCUGUCAAGAAAUGGAUUCUAAUAAUCUUGCGGAUAUGGAAGAGCCGAGCAUUGACACUGAUAAACUCAGCUAUGAAAUCUUCUCGAUUCUCGAGACAAAGUUCCUUUUCGGUUACAACGAACCUAAGCUCUGUUUACCGAAGCAACUCGCUAGUCCAACAAAUUCCGACCCUGAACGUCUGCUUCGGAGUCAGCGUGGCAAAGUAUGCAUCCUCGCCAUCGACGGUGGCGGAGCCAUGCGUGGAAUCCUCGCCGGCAAAGCUCUGGCUUAUCUAGAGAACGCGCUCAAGAAGAAAUCCGGCAACGUUGACGCCAGAAUAGCCGAUUAUUUCGACGUCGUAGCUGGCUCCGGCGUCGGAGGCAUAUUCGCCGCGAUGCUCUCCGCCACAGAGGAUCAUCAGCGGCCGAUUUUCAACGCUGACGACACGUGGAAACUUCUGGCGGAGCGAGCGAGGAGGUUCUAUCGUCCGAGCUCUUCCGGCGCCCGUAGAUUUUUCCGGCGGAGUUUCACUUCCGGUUCGACCGGACCUGCCACUGCUGGAUUGGAAAAAACUCUAAAGGAAGCGUUUGUUUCGAACGGUCGAAGCCUGACGCUGAAGGACACGCUUAAACCGGUUCUCAUACCGUGCUACGAUUUGUCCAGUACGGCGGCGUUCUUGUUCUCACGCGCUGACGCGCUUGAGAGCGACAGCUUCGACUUUCGGCUCUGGGAGGUUUGCAUGGCCACAUCAGCUGAACCAGGGCGGUUCGAUCCGGUUAAAAUGAGGUCAUUGGACGGUCGGACCGGGUGCCUUGGGGUUGACGGCAGUUUGGCGACGGUGAACCCCACCGGGGCCGCAAUUACGCACGUGAUCCAUAACAAGCAGGAGUUCCCAAUGGUUAGAGGUGUGGAGGACAUAUUGGUGCUGUCUCUCGGAACGGGUCAGGUUUUGGAGCUGAUGGAGUAUGGCUACGACCAGGUCAAGCGUUGGAAGCCCAAGGACUGGGCUCGGCCCAUGGCUCGAAUCGCCGGUGAUGGCUCCGCUGACCUCGUUGACCAGGCUGUCGGCAUGGCUUUCGCUAAUGCUGGCUGCACCUCCAACUAUGUUCGAAUACAGGCAAAUGGAUCAAGUAUUGGACUAAGUGUACCCAACUUGGAUAUAGAUACAAGUUCCGCUAAUGUAAAAAUAUUAACUGAGAUGGCUGAGGAGAUGUUGAAGCAAAAGAAUGUAGAGUCAGUGCUUCUUGGAGGAAAGAGAAUAUCAGAGCAGAGUAAUUCCGAGAAACUUGACUGGUUUGCCGGAGAACUUGUUCUGGAACAUCAGAGGAGAAGCAGCAGAAUAGCUCCCACUGUUGCACUCAAGCAAAUUAACCCAAAGAAUGCCUAGAGUUUAAAACUAUGUUCAGUACCAAGGUGAAGAAAAAGGGGAAAACAUAGGAAGCAAAAACUAGAAAGCAGGAGUAAGGGUAAAAGUAGAAGAAAAUACAAGUUAGGGAGUUGAGUGCUAAAAGAGUGGAAAAUGUCUGUGAAUACUUUGCUCAUCAAGGUACAUAUAGUUGAGGUGCCCACAUCACAUUUCUAAGUCAGAAGUGUAUAGUAUAUUCAUAUGUUGAAGCAUUUUUAGGAUCAAACAUGAAUACGUUGUUUAUACUUCUUCUUUUUUUAUUUGUCAUUUUCAAAAAUCAGAAUAGAGGUCCAUUCCACUUUAGGGCAUAUUUAAUUGAAGGAAACAAAUAGGUGAAAAUUAUCAUGCCUUGAAAUUCAUUUAUGAAUGUUCACC
Molecule: messenger RNA, 1963 nt
Organism: Arachis duranensis
Lineage: Eukaryota; Viridiplantae; Streptophyta; Magnoliopsida; Fabales; Fabaceae
Product: patatin-like protein 6
Exons: 4
Coding region: 215-1570 (451 amino acids)
Biological process (GO): lipid metabolic process
Source: RefSeq, a predicted model, not a curated record